This is a messenger RNA of Mesorhabditis spiculigera, 1158 nucleotides long. The record is from the annotation of a GenBank genome assembly. Lineage: Eukaryota; Metazoa; Nematoda; Chromadorea; Rhabditida; Rhabditidae.
AUGUACAAUUGCUAUCACGAGCCAAAGGUACACGACCAUGAGCUGUACCACUCGCUCAACAGCGCCAACCUGUUCGGGUUGCUCCCACUCGGUUGUAUAGGCAUUAUCUUUAAUGCAUGUGCAUUGAUAUGCCUCUAUCGACCUCCAAAAAUCACCUCCGGAGUUUUCGUCUUUCUAAAAGCUGUGUUGAUCCUCGACCAUUGUCAGUUGUUAGCUACAAUUCUGUAUGCACUACUUCCACAGUUUUGCGAUUCGCAAUAUGCGCCUCAUCAUACCUUUUAUGGGGUUUGUAUGUUGGAACGUCGAUUUUUGAGGGAGACGCUGCCAAAAAUCGUGAUGCUGAUUAAUACAGUGCAUGUCUGGACGAUAGCCGCCCUUUCGGCACAUCGAUAUUGGAAGAUCUCUCGGCCCGUAAAAUCACGCAUGAACGACAUCCCAAGAAGAGCAAAACUUAUUCUGGCCGUGUUGUUUUUAGCCGCUGUGGCGUUCCGAUUGCCGGUUUUUCUUCUCGAGCUUCGCGUCAAGUUGUCCCCAAUGUUGAGAAUUACGACAGAUCCGGAUUGGACGGAGGUCAUCGGCCCUUACCGUAUGAUCUACCAUUCCUUGCUGGACCCAUUUUUCUCUAAUGUGGUCCCCUUCAUUUGGAUGGCCCUGUUUUCAUUAAUGACGCUUCACGAAGUCUUGAAAAGUCGCGACUUCAGCUACAAGCUGAUUGCAACGGAAAUUGGUGGAAGAACGGCGUGCAAUGCAUGUCGAAUCCAAUUUCCGCUUCUACCAGCCCGCCGUAAAUCUGACGUUUUCCGGCAGAAGCAAGAGCAUCGAGCAACCAUUUCAAUCAUUCUGAUGAUUCUCUUCUAUCUGGCAUUCCAUUCUCUACAACUUUAUACGAUUUUCCGGAAAUGGCAUUUGAUUCUGAAUGAUGAAUGCCCGGCUAGAAUCGACUACAUUCUGACGCAAGUGGCCGUGUGGCUAUCAUUGGCUUCGGCUACUGUCAAUGCUUUUGUUUUUAUAGCUUUUACAAAUAAGCUCCGAAAAUACGUGCGCACACUGAUCCGUAAAACUUCAAGAACCCUAUCAAACUCCAGCGACCCUCCACUUUCCCCAAAAACCACUGCAACACUUGUCGUGCAUCAGAAUUCCGAUAACAUUUUCAAUAUA